Molecule: messenger RNA, 276 nt
Organism: Phytophthora nicotianae INRA-310
Lineage: Eukaryota; Oomycota; Peronosporomycetes; Peronosporales; Peronosporaceae
Exons: 2
Coding region: 1-276 (91 amino acids)
Cellular component (GO): SMN-Sm protein complex
Source: RefSeq, a predicted model, not a curated record
AUGGAUCGCGAGGAAGCGCGAUCUCGAAUGCUGCGCUUGUGGAUGGCGGCGAGCUCGAGCGAUUCAGCCCGCAUCUCUAUCCACACAAGACAGGGCACUGUGGUGCACACGGACAAGCUGAUUCCCAAUGCUGGACAGACGCUUUUUGCAUGCACGAACCUCGCUACGCCCCUUGGAACCUACACGCACGCUGUGCUGCGAGAUCAGGACGUAGCGCAGCUGGAGUGGCCACUGCCGACCACGGAGCUGCGAGCGAUGGUACUUAACGACAAUUGA